Molecule: messenger RNA, 14595 nt
Organism: Aspergillus mulundensis
Lineage: Eukaryota; Fungi; Ascomycota; Eurotiomycetes; Eurotiales; Aspergillaceae
Exons: 3
Coding region: 1-14595 (4864 amino acids)
Biological process (GO): secondary metabolite biosynthetic process; amino acid activation for nonribosomal peptide biosynthetic process
Cellular component (GO): cytoplasm
Molecular function (GO): catalytic activity; phosphopantetheine binding
Source: RefSeq, a predicted model, not a curated record
AUGGCUCAACAACACGAGGACCUGCUGAAGCGCAGGCUGAAGUUGGAGGAAUUCGCCGCCGGCGCGCUCGAGAUCAGCCCUCGCGUUUUCCGAAACAAAGCCGACAGAACAUGGGUCGCGCUGGGCGGCGAUUCUCUAAUGGCAGUUUUCUUCAUGGGCGCCUGCCACGAAGCUGGGAUUGAAGUUGAUCUCCCAGAGAUUUUGCAGGCUGGGAGUGUCCGCGAGUUCAUCGAACAACUGGUGGAAUCUCAGCAAACCGAAGCUGAACAAGGCCUAGACAUGAAGAGCGAGCCAGUGAUUGAAGAGUACAUCGACAGUGCUCUCCUGAAGUCUUUGCACGAUUGUACGCCGGAGCAGGUCCAAGCCAUCGGACCAUGUUCAGCUAUGCAGGAGAAUUUCGUCGCGCGCCAGAGCAUCGAUCCAUCGGCAUAUCAGCUGCGGGUGGCAGCAAGAAUCUCUUCCGCAAACCCGCAGUUCGUCCUUACGACAAGCGUUGUCGAGCAAGCAUGGCGAGAUGUAGUCCAAAGACAUGCGGCUCUCCGGACAAGGAUCGUGGAGAGUGUUGCCCGUCCAGGCCGGCUGGAACAGGUCAUUUUGAAGAGCAUCGAGCCCGAGAUCCGUGUUAUCUCACUCACCACAGCCGAGCAAAGCAUCAUGCCUUUUGAGGAGUACCAGUCCGCCUUUCCGCAUCGAUUGACCCUAGUGCAGGCGCCCGACGAUGGCUUAACCUUGGGCCUUGACAUAUCGCAUGCCAUUGUCGACGCGGUGUCCAUUGAAAUCAUCACUCGCGAUCUGUUCCGCGCCUUAACAGGAACCCUGCCAGCGGGACAGCAAAUGCGGUGCACCGACUUCCUGAGCGUUCAACAGCCCGAUAACUCACCAGAAUCCUUGUCCUAUUGGUCGGAAUACAUGGCAGAUACGCAAGGCAGCUUUCUGAGCACCUCGAGCUCAAAAGCAACUCCCAGCGGCCUGUACACAAUCGACCAUGAGAUGCCGAUUGCUUCGGAUUUACUUGAAUCUCUCAGAGACAGGUCCAGCGCAACAAUAGUAAACGCCUGCCAAAUCGCAUGGGCGCUCGUUCUGCGCGCGUAUACCGGCGCCGCUGAUGUCUGUUUCUCGUACACGACCUCAGGGCGGCAGAGGCGUGUAAAGGGGUUACAGGACGCCGUUGGAAAUUUCGUGAACACCUUGCCGUGUCGUGUGGACGUUGGUCAGGGACAACCUAUUGCGGAAAUCGUGGAGCUCGUCCAUACAGAAUACCUAGAGAGUAUCCCGCACCAGGCAGCAAGUUUGAACGGGAACCAGGAACUCAAAGGCCCGUCUGUGCGGGAGCUCGGCGACUCGCUCCUCACGUUCCAGCGAGGGAUGGCUGGGGCAGAGCUAGCGAUGGUCGGAUUUAAGGUGGAGGUUCUGUCUUGGGAGGCGCCGUCGGACUACAAUUACACCCUGGCGAUUAGCACCGAGGAGCAGCGACUGGGACUUCGACUUACAACGUGGGAGUCUGUCGCCUCGAAGGACAAUGCGCUAAAUAUUUUGCAGCUGUUCCAAGACAGCCUUGACUUCGUGCUUCGGCAUACUAGUGAGAGCUGCUCCGGUUUCGUCGGACUCACCUUAAAGGAUCAAGAGAGGAUUAUCGCAAGAAACAGAGACCCAUACACCCUUACCCAACGCACUGUUCACGACCAAGUAUGGGAUAUGGUCCAGCGGCAGCCCGAUAGCUCAGCGAUCUGCGCCUGGGAUGGAGACCUAACAUACAGCGAACUAGGCUCCUACGCCAACCGACUGACAGCCAGAUUGCUGGAGCUUGGUGUCAAACUCGAGGACAAGAUUGGACUUUGCAUGGAUAAGUCCCGAUGGGUACCGGUUGUGAUGCUCGCGAUCUUGCAGGCUGGUGGCAUAGUCGUUCCCCUGGGCAACCAACAUCCGCCAAAUCACAUCCAGAGCAUUGCAUGCAAUGCGAACAUCACGAUGUUGUUGGCUGACCAGGCCCAUGCAUCACGGUUAAAGGGCAUAUUUGCAAAGACAGUUGCGGUAGACGCAACCUACCUGGGGGAGUGCCGUGUUUUUCCAUCAACUCAGAAAUGGCCCAAUGUGUCGCCAGAGAAUGCAGGGUGGAUCGUCCACACCUCUGGAAGUACAGGCAAGCCAAAGGGAGUUGUCCUUGAACAUAAGACCCUCUCCUCCACAAUGCAUGAACAAACAGCACGGUAUAACAUGGGGCCGUGGACGCGAGCGAUCCAGUUCUCAGCGCAUACUUUCGACGUCUGCGUGAAGGAUAUCUUUACCACCCUGACAUUUGGUGGCUGUGUCUGUAUUCCUUCAGAAGCACAACGGCUCGACGACCUCGGCUCGGCCAUGAAGGCUAUGGGUGUCAAUUUCGCGUCGCUGACUCCAACAGUUGCAUCCUUGCUUGAUUUGCAGGAGCUACCUCUGCUCGAAACAAUCGUAUGCACAGGAGAGGCGCUAUCACCUGCUAUCCUACUACCACUGCUAGAGCAUCAGAAGGUAAAGGUUUGGAACGGAUACGGUCCUAGUGAAUGCUCGCACGUCUCAACAAUCAAUGGCCCGAUUACUAGUGUUGGUGAGGCGACAAAUAUUGGAUUUUCCGCCGCCAACAGGCUGUGGGUGGUGGAUGCCCUGGAUUUCACCCGGCUAUGCCCCAUUGGCGCGGUAGGAGAACUUUUCAUAGAGGGAGCAAUUGCACGAGAGUACUUGAACGAUCCGGAGAGAACUGAAACGGCGUUUAUCACAGAUCCCGGUUUCGUGGAGAGACUUGGGCUUGUCCCUGGCCGACGUAUGUAUCGGACUGGUGAUCUUGUGCGGCAAAGCAGGGAGGAUGGAUCGUUGACUUACCAGGGGCGUCAAGACACACAAGUCAAGAUCAGAGGUCAGCGAGUGGAGAUCGGAGACAUUGAAAGUCACAUUUCGCAGUCCUUACCUGGAAACCCACUUGUCUGCGUUGACUUGAUUACCUCGAACUCUUCAUCGGUCCUGAUGGCCGCAAUUGAUAUGCAUGAGUUUUUACCCGCCAAUGUCAGUUCGGCUCCAGUUAGGCCGUGCGAUUCAUCCGACACGCUGAGACACUCCUUGCAAGAACUGCAUUCCAAGCUUGUUGAUGACUUUCCACCUCAUAUGGUGCCUACCAACUGCGUCCCAUUUGUGUCACUCCCAAUGAACGCCUCUGGAAAAUUGGACCGACGUGCUACGCAUGAGUUGCUAGCAGCGUUGACGGAAGAGGAACUCGCCAGCUUCAAGAAAAGCAAGUCGAUCGGGUCCAGCAUAUCAACUGCAACAGAGAAGGCUCUCCGGGAACUUUGGGCUGAAGCACUCAAGCGGCCAGCAACAGAUAUCGGGCCUGAUGACCACUUCAUGCAUCUAGGGGGUGACUCAGUCGUAGCCAUGCGCAUGGCGGCAAUUGCCAGAAGAAAGGAUAUCUCUUUCUCAGUUGCCAAUAUCGUUCAGCACCCGCGCCUAGCAGACAUGGCGCGUGUUGUAGACAGCCACCGUGCCACGGCGGAGAAAACAGCUCAAAACGACCCCAUCCCGUUCGAACUGUGGGCUGAUUUUCUCUCUGCAACCCCUGAAAAGCGGGAAAAGCGACUCGCAACCGUGGCUGAGAUGUGCAAUGUUGAUCCUGCCCAGGUCGAAGAUGUGUAUCCGACAACAAUGCUCCAGGAAGGUCUGAUGGCAAUGACGAAUCAGUCCCGUGAAACAUACGUCGCCCAGCAUCCCUACAUACUUGCUCAUGCCGUUGACAUGGGGUGCUUCAGAGCGGCCUGGGACAAGGUUGCAAGUGCACUUCCCAUUUUGCGAACUCGCAUCGUUUAUUCCCCUGCUUCUGGCUCUGUUCAAGUCGUGAUUCGAGAUACACCUCAAUGGAUAAUCACAACAAGAAGUCUUAUGCAGUUCAUCGAGGAGGAUCGGGCAGCGUCCUUUGCAUAUGGGACACCCCUCCAUCGCUUUGCAAUUGUCAAGGAGGAGUCCACAAGAUAUUUUAUCUGGACCGCUCACCAUUCCGCAUAUGAUGGCCCAACAGUCGUCAGAAUCUUCAAGACGCUAGCCGACGCACUGCAGGGCAAACCAUUAUCAUCUGAAUCAGUGACUCCUAUCCCGCGAUAUAUCCGGUACUUGGAGGACCAGAGCCAGGAGGAGUGCGAGACGUACUGGAGAGGCGAGUUGGAAGGCUCCACGUUCACACCAUUCCCCAAACUCCCCAGUCCCUCAUACCAGCCAUUCGCCGAUGGCGUGCUAAGGCACCACUUCAAGAUGUCCGACAAAAUAAACAGGGUUAGUCACCAAGUCUCACCCGCCAUUAUACUACGAGCAGCGUGGGCUCUGGUAGUUGCCAGCCACACCGGUGGCGAGGAGGCAAUGCUGGCAGUGGUGCUUUCCGGUCGUGACAUGCCGGUCGUUGGAGUCGAGGACGUAGUCGCGCCCACCAUAACCACCGUUCCUUGUCGAGUUCGAAUUGAUCGACAGAAACAGGUCACUGACUUCCUUCGUUCUGUCCAUGAGCAGAGUACGAGAAUGGCACCCUACACACAGUUCGGCCUCGCGAACAUCCGUCGUGUGAUUUCCAGCUUAAGCCACGACUUCAAUCCUGGACACUUGUUCUUAGUUCAGCCUGGUGGCGAUGACAUGGCGUCAGCUGACGAGAUCGGUCUGGAGAGACUGACAGGCGAGCGUGGGAAUUUUGAAGGAUACUCGCUUGUUGUCGAAUGUAAUCUCGACGCAAGUGGGACAGGGACCGAGGUUGAGAUGCGAUUCGAUCAGCAUGUUGUCCCGCCCUCACAAGCGGAGUCUUUGAUGUCCCAGCUGGAGCAUGUUGCGCGGCAAUUGCAGACUUAUGGCAGCGACGAUGACAUCAGCCCUACUGCAAUUCAACAUCUCGACUGGAUUAGCACUGUAGACAAGGAGAAACUGCUUCACUGGAACCAGCCCCCGCCGGAUGCAGUGCAGUUCUCUUUGGUUGAACAUGUGGAAUCUCAAACGCGGAAAACACCAGAUGCCUUGGCAGUCUGCGCGAGAGACGGCGAGCUGACAUAUUCUCAGCUCUACGCCGCUGCGAGUCGCCUCGCGCAGCAUCUCGUGUCUCUUGAUGUUGGCCCAGAAACGUUCGUUGCAUUGUGCAUGGAAAAAUCGAAGUUCGCUGUCAUAUCAGUUCUGGCGAUUUUGCUAGCAAGAGGUGCGGUGGUGCCUCUUGGUGCCCAGUACACAGAUGCCAGGAUCAAGACUAUCCUGGAUGAUGCUGGUAUCUCUGUGGCCUUGGCCGACGUCGCGCAGGCCAAGCGCCUCAGGUCUAUGGUGUCGCAGCCGAUCAUUGUGAAUUCCGGCCUGCUAGAGUCUCUGCAGGCCGAGGACAGUGAUUCCCAACUUGCCCGGCCGAAUCCAUCAUCGGCCGCCUGGAUAGUCUAUACAUCAGGAAGUACCGGUGUUCCCAAGGGAGUCGUUCUCGAAAACCAAGCUCUCUGCACAGCUGUCCUCGCCCAGGGGACCCGAUUCGGGGUAUCCUCUUCAACGCGCAUACUGCAGUUCUCUUCAUUCACAUUUGACCUUAGUAUCGAGGAGAUCUUCGCGACCUUGUUGUUUGGAGGGUGCAUUUGCGUCCCUUCGGAAACCGAUCGCACGGACAGAUUAGCAGCUGCCAUGAGAGAACUAGCCGUCACGUUUGCAAUCCUAACGCCGACUGUCGUAUCCCUACUUGAUCCGAAAAGCGUUCCAUCAUCACUGGAUACCAUCGUCCUAGCAGGCGAAGCACUCAAGCCCGCUGUUGUUAAGCCUUGGAUCGGCCGUGUCAAGGUCUUCAAUGCAUAUGGUCCGGCAGAGGCAUCGAUGUUCGCCGCCAUAAACGGACCCCUACUUGGUGAAGAAGAUGCACCGGUAAUUGGAUCGACCAUGGCCAGCCGUCUGUGGGUAACAAGCCCUCUCGAUUACAAUUCCCUUGUUCCCGUUGGCGCGGAAGGUGAAUUGCUUAUUGAAGGCCCACUGCUUGCUCGGGAGUAUUCGCAUGACGCUGAAAGGACGGCGAAAUCAUUCGUCAUUGAUCCGCAUUUCUGCCGCACAUUGAACCUGCCAUCCGGACGACGCAUGUAUCGAACGGGCGACCUUGUCCGCCAGCACCCGGAGACUGGCUUGUUAGAAUAUCUAGGUCGUCUCGAUACCCAGGUGAAGAUUCGCGGUCAGCGCGUGGAGAUCGGCGAGAUUGAAAGCCACAUCGUCCGCCUUCAGUCUGAGGUUCAAGCCGCCUGCGUCGAUCUUGUACAGCUAGACACCAUUCCUGACCCGAUACUACUCGCCGCGAUCGAGCUUUUUCCAGCCGUUGACCGUGGCACAAUUGUCUUGAACGACCUGCGCUUCAAGCUCCUCCAGUUCCUUCCCCUAUACAUGGUUCCAGCCCAUUUCAUUCCGAUGAAGCUCCCAGUAAAUGCAUCAGGCAAGCUGGACCGCCAAGCUACAAGAGCAGCGCUGCAAGCACUGGACAUACACCAAUUGAAAGCCUUUGCCGCAGACAGCUCGGAUCCGAUCGAAGACAGAACGCUCACGGCAACGGAAGAACAACUGCGCCAGCUCUGGGCCCAAGUCCUCGGCCUUCCUUCGAGCGACAUAGCUGCAAACGCGGACUUCUUCCAGCUUGGCGGUGACUCUGUGUCAGCAAUGAGGCUUGUCGCGGCUGCGCAGACUGCGCCAAUCUCGAUGCAACUCGGGGUAGCUCAGAUUCUGCAGAACCCGCGCCUAGUUGAUAUGGCUCGUGCCUCAACUAACGCAGAUAGCACAGCAGCAGCCCUUGAGUUCGAGGCGGAUCCCGCGCCAUUCGAGCUGUGGAAUGGCUUUGCCGAUGCUGGGGCGGAGGAGCAGAAACAAUGGCUUGCCUCUCUCGCUCAACAAUGCGAAGACCUUGUUGGAGCAGAGCAAAUUGUCGAUGUGUACCCUGCAACUCCACUACAGGAAGGUCUGAUGGCAAUCACCUCUCAGCAGGGCAGUGCAUACGUCGCACAACAAGUGUUCCGGAUGGGGCGAAACGUUGACGUUCCGCGCCUGCAGCGGGCUUAUGAAUCGCUAAGUGAGAGACUCGCUAUCCUGCGCACUCGGCUUGUCUAUACAGCGCAGGGUUCUGUCCAGGUGGUUACCGAUCAGGUCCAGCAAUGCACCGUUAUUACUUGCGAUCUGCGUAGAUACCUGCAACAAGACCACCACAAGUCAUUCGGCUAUGGCAUCCCACUUCAUCGCCUGGCAAUUGUUGAGGAUGAAACCAGCAGGUACUUUGUAUGGACCGUCCACCAUGCGGCGUAUGACGGAUGGUCAUUGAUGCAGCUCUUGCGCAUGCUCGUACAGCUGUACCAGGGCCACGAGAAUACCUUCACUGCCACCCCCAUCUCGCGCUUCAUCAAAUACCUGCAGCAGACAAAUGAAGAUGACAUGGCAAUAUACUGGAGGAAGCAGCUCGAAAACGCCAAGUUGACUAGGUUUCCCCAACUGCCAUCCCCUACAUACCAACCUCACGCCGCAUGCCUCGUGCGAACAACCCUUCGCGGCUCAAGCAAUACAGAUAUCUCCAUUGGCACCCUGCUGCGAGCUGCGUGGGCCGCAACUGUAGCGACCUAUACGGGUGCCGAUGAGGCAAUCACCAAUAUCGCUCUCAGCGGCCGCGAUGCCCCUGUGGACGGCAUCGCCAAUGUCGUCGGACCAACAAUUACGACAGUACCAGUCCGAAUUCAGAUGACCAAGCAACAGACUGUGAGCGAAUACUUGACGGCCGUGGACCAACAGGCCAAAGAAAUGGUUCCGUAUGCGCACGCCGGACUGCACGCGAUUCGAGCUGCAGUGCCGGGUCUGCCUACGGAUUUCGAUGCAGGGCAUCUCUUCAUCAUUCAGCCGGCUGCCUCUGACAAUGACAGCCCCGGUAUCGAGGCUAUCGGCCUCGAGCCAGACACGGACAUGACGGGUAGCGGGGAGAACGCAGACUUUGGAGGGUAUGCUCUUGCCGUCGACUGCACGGUCGGCCCCAAUUCGGUCGGUAUUGAUAUCCGCUUCGACGACCAGGUGCUGCCGCACUCUCGAGCAGAGGCGCUUCUGUCGCAGUUUGAGCACACGAUUCACGAGCUCCAAUCCAACAGCUGCGAUGCUCGGAUGGGCGAUCUCGACCUGUUCAGUCCAGCUGAUGCCGCUGUCAUUCGAAGGUGGAACGAGAAUACCCCACCCGCAACGGAGGCGUGUAUUCACGAGUUGAUCAAGGACAUAGUCGACAAGCAGCCUGACGCCCCAGCUGUGAAUGCUUGGGACGGCGAGUACACUUACGGAACUCUGCAUGAUACCGCGCGCAGUCUCGCGCAUCACUUGGUAACCCGCUACGGCGUCGGCCCCGAGGUCAAGGUAGGUAUGUGUAUGGAGAAGUCUCGCUGGGCUGUCGUGGCGAUCCUGGCGAUCCUCAUGGCUGGGGGUGCUGUGGUACCAUUAGGAAUCCAACAGCCACUGGGUAGGAUCUCCGCCAUCCUCGCUGACGCGCCGGUAUCCACGAUCAUUGUUGACUCAACACACGCCAAACGCCUCGAGGAGCUAAAGAGGGAGGGUAUCUCGCCUUCCCUCACAGUUGUCGACGGCGCUUUGCUCGAGUCCCUGCCACUUCCUCGGCAACACGCUAUCUGCACGACAGUCACACCCGACAACGCAGCAUGGGUCGUGUACACCUCUGGCAGUACAGGAGUGCCGAAGGGCAUUGUCCUCGAGCACAAGGCGCUCUGCAGCAGUUUUGCAGCACAUGGUCAACAAGUGGGGUUUGGUCCAAAUAUUCGAGCACUGCAGUUCUCCGCGUACACCUUCGACAACGCUAUUGAGGAUAUCCUGUCUCUGCUUUCGUAUGGGGGCUGCGUGGUUGUUCCCUCCGAGUCACAGCGUCUCAAUGCCCUCCCUGAGACGAUUCAGGCAAUGCAGGUCAAUCUGCUCAACUGCACGCCAACCGUCGCGUCGCUGAUCAACCCGAAGAAUGUUCCGACGCUGAAGACUUUACUCCUCGGCGGCGAAUCCGUCUUCCCCGCUGUCGUAAGGCAAUGGCUAGGCCAUGCUAAUAUCUUCAACACGUACGGUCCUUCUGAAUGUAGCGUUGACGUCGCUGUCGGCGGCCCCGUGCAGGAUCCCAGCAACUCGUACACCAUCGGAUUCCCGCUCAACGUCUGCUUCUGGGUGACAAGCCCCUCCGACCACAACCGUCUCGUCCCUAUCGGUACGCCCGGAGAACUUCUAGUCGAAGGCCCGCAUCUAGGAAGAGGAUACCUGAAUGACCCCGCGAAGACGGCCAGGGCCUUCGUGUGUGAUCCUGCUUUUGUCCGACAUUUGAGAAUAUCACCCGGUCGUCGCUUCUACCGGACAGGAGAUCUCGUGAAACAGAACGCUGAUGGCUCGCUGAUCCACCUUGGCCGCAUCGACACGCAAAUCAAAAUACGAGGUCAGAGAGUGGAGACCGGCGACAUCGAGAGUAAUAUCCUCCGCAUCGCACCCCAAGUCAGAGUAGCCUGCGUCGACCUCGUCCGGCUGAGCGACAUGGCUGGUGACGCGAUGCUUGUGGCCGCCAUCGAUGUGGGUGACUUUGCGCGGGACGAGGACGAAAGCCUUGCGCCAGAGACAGUACGCCGGCCAACUCGGGGUCUAAAGGCCAUGAUCGACAACCUGCGAACAGAGCUUUUGUUCAUGCUUCCGCGAUACAUGUUGCCGCAUUUUGUUCCUAUGAGCAGUUUGCCACUCAAUGCUUCCAGCAAACUGGACAGACGAGCUGCACGAGCCAUCCUCGAAAGCCUCAACCACCAACAGCUCGCGGCCUUCGAAGAAUCCGCCGCAGCGGUUGCCAAAAACAAUGACAAGCAGUCGCUAUCGCCAAUGGAAAAGCGGAUCCGCAAAAUCUGGGUGGAGGUUCUCGGAUGCUCGCCCAACAUCGGCCCGCAAGCGCACUUCGUCCAACUCGGAGGCGACUCUGUCACCGCCAUGCGCCAUGCUGCCGCUGCGAUACGCGUCGACAUUCGUCUAGGCGUUGCCGAUAUUCUCCAGAACCCGCGGUUAUGCGACCUGGCCCGUAUUGCGGAGAAGAACCUGCACGGGUCGACGGCCACCGAGCAAGAUCCCCAGCCCUUUGAACUGUGGAACGGCUUCUCCGGUGCAGAGCCAGCCCAGCAAAAGGAGUGGCUGUCCGAGAUCGCAGAGCAGUGCGAUGGUGUGGCAACGGAAGAUAUCGAGGACGUGUAUCCCGCGACUGCUAUCCAGGAAGCCCUGAUGGCGGUAACAGCACAGGAGCCCGGCGCGUUCGUCGCGCAGAAUGUCUUCCGCCUGCAUGAUGUGGACAUAGUCCGUUUCAAGAAGUCCUGGGCGCAACUCAUGAAUUCUUUGACGAUCCUUCGCACUCGCAUCGUUUACCACAAUGUCCAAGCAGGGACCGUGCAGGUGGUCGUCAAGAGAUACCUUGAUUGGCAGGAAGCAGAUGACCUGCAGACAUACAUGUCCACUGAUAAGGCGCGGCCAUUCGCGUACGGAACACCACUGCAUCGUUUGGCAAUUAUUGAGGAUGGGAAAUACUUCGUGUGGACCCAGCACCAUAGCGGUUAUGACGGGUACCAGACGGCCCUUAUGCUUAAUAUGCUGGGUGAAGUAUAUCAGGGCAAUGUACCCGAUCAUUCCCCACCACCUGUCACGCGGUUCGUGAAGUACCUGCAGAAGAAUGACAAGAAUGAGGUCGCGGCCUAUUGGCAGCAGCAGCUUGGAGAUGUCAACCUAACACGCUUCCCUCAACUGCCGAGCCCGUCAUAUCGCCCUCAUGCCGAUGGGUGUUCGAGACGAGUUGUGAAACGCAGCAAGGCGCAGGACAACGCACCCAUCGCAACGCUUCUGCGAGCGGCUUGGGCUGCAACUGUGGCUAGUUAUACCGGUAUUGCCGAGUCCACCUCCAUGAUUGCGCUCUCGGGUCGGGAUAUAGUGGUCCCCGACAUCGGCAGCAUGGCCGUUCCAACCCUGACCACGGUGCCAGUGCGAACACGGCUGGACAAUCGCAAGCAGCGUGUUUCUGAUCUCCUGGAUGCCGUAGCCCGCCAGAGUGAAGAUAUGAAGCCGUUCCUGCACACGGGCAUGCAGCAUAUUCGCGCGGCUGUACCGGUGUUAGGAGUCGACUAUGACCCCGGUCAUCUAUUCAUCAUACAACCACCUUUGGGAGAGGAAGAUAAAGAUCCCCUUUGUGCAAUUGGUCUGGAUGAAGUUACCAAUGCUACCGCGAGCUUCCCCGGAUAUGCACUCGCGGUGCAAUGCAGCAUCGAUUCCGACGGCACGGUGGAUGUCGAGAUGCGGUAUGACAGCCAGGUAAUGUCAAUCGGAAUGGCCGACAGUCUUCUCGCGCAAUUAGAACACGUCCUGAAGCAGCUCGAAGCGCAUCCUGAUGCUGCGAUUGGGGACCUCGAUCUUCUCAAUCCGGCUGAUGUGGAGAGGAUUAAGAGGUGGAACGAGCCUGUUCUUAAAGCCACCCCCGUUCAGUCCUGUAUGCAUGAGAUGGUCCAACCCAUGGUGGAACGCCAACCGAAUGCCCAAGCCGUUUCUGCGUGGGACGGCGACCUGACUUACAAUGCCCUUUGGAGCACUGCAUGCCGCCUGGCGCACCAUCUGGCAAGUCUUGGCGUUGGUCCAGAGAUUGCUGUCGGAGUAUGUAUGGACAAGUCGCUCUGGGCAAUGGUCUCGAUGUUAGCGAUAACCCAGGCCGGUGGUGUUGUGGUGGCAUUAGGAACUCAACACCCGCUCAGUCGGGUCGAGGCAAUCCUCACAGACGCCCGCAUCCAAGUCACCCUGGUUGACAAAGCACAAUCAGAACGCCUGCGUGGAGUGGUUCCCAGCCCUGUUGUCGUUGGGGCGGAAUUCAUCAAGCAGCUCCCAGCGCAAAACACCCUACCAGCUUCGGGUGUAAUGCCAGAUAAUGCAGCUUGGAUCGUGUAUACAUCUGGUAGCACUGGGACACCAAAGGGCGUCGUUCUCGAGCACCAGACUAUCUGCACAGGCAUCAUGGCCCACGGCACGCGAUUCGGCAACAGUACCAGUACUCGUGCCCUGCAGUUUGCGUCUCACACUUUCGUCGUUUUCAUCGAAGACCUCUUUACAACACUUAUCUUUGGCGGCUGUGCCUGUAUUCCGUCUGAGGAUCAACGCCUGAAUAUGAGCGACCUGUCACGUAUGAUCCGCGACAGAAAGGUCAACUUUGUCAACUUGACAACCACGGCUGCAUCCCUGCUCGACACACGCGAAGUCCCAGGGAUCGAAACAAUUGUUUUUGGUGGUGAGGCCUUGACGCCUGCGGUGAUAGAACAGUGGGCACCGCAUGCCAAGAUGAUGAAUGCCUACGGUAUGAGUGAAGCUUGCGCCGAGGCAACGAUCAGUACCGUUCGAACCCCUAAGGACAUCGCCAACAUCGGCUUUCCCAUUGCAGGUUCCGCUGCCUGGGUGGUUGACCUGACUGACUACAACAAAUUGGUUCCCGUCGGAGCCCCUGGAGAACUGCUUAUUCAGGGCCCGCUCCUUGCACGCGAGUACUUGAACGACCCAGAAAAGACUGCCGCUUCUUUUGUAUCCAACCCGGACUUCUUGUCUCACUUGGGGAUUUUGCCUGAGGCCGGCGCCCGCAUGUACCGCACUGGAGAUCUCGUACAGCAAAAUGAUGACGGCUCACUUGUUUACCUCGGCCGUCGAGAUGCCCAGGUCAAGAUCCGAGGACAGCGAGUCGAACCUGGAGAGAUCGAAAGCCGAAUUGCCAAGUUGCAUCCGGACAUCUCCCACGCCUUUGUGGAUUUAGUAAAGCCAAGCAAUGCACCGGACUCCUCCGACGCCAUCCUGGUGGCUGCUCUCGAGUUUCAGUACGGGUAUCAGGUCCAGUCAAACGAAGCAGGGCUCAUGAUCAAGACGAUCCGUGUAGCACUGGCCAAGGAGAUUCCCCCGUAUAUGGUCCCUAGCUUCUUCGUUCCGUUGUCGAGCCCGUUACCGGUCAACGCCUCCGGCAAGUUAGACCGGAAAGCGGCUGUUGCGAUGCUCAGCCAAAUGAGCCGAAGCCAACUUGGAGCUUGCAGCGCCGUGGCAAAGGGUCAGCAUAGGCCGCUCUCAGCCACAGAGGAACAGCUCCGCGCCGCGUACGCCGAGGUCCUGGGCUGCUCUGAGGAAGAUAUAGGUCCCUACGACCAAUUCGUCCAGCUGGGUGGUGACUCCGUGGGGGCAAUGCGUGUCGUCGCGGCAUGUCGCCGACAGGGCAUGGUCUUCUCCGUGCGUGACCUGAUGUUGAAGCAAAGUAUUGCGGGUUUGUCGUCGUGUUGCGGACCAACGAACAGCGGCCACGCGUUGGAAGAACUACCGACCUCAGACGCAGUCAGCGACGUCCAAGAGUGGAUGUUGAACCACCACGUCGCUCGCCCAGACGUCGGCAUGACUUGGUUUGCCUUAGACGCGGCAGGGCCAUUAGUGGACGACAAGAUGGCAGAAGCGUGCAGGAAGCUUCUCACGACCAUCGAAAUCCUUGACACAGGAUUCGUCGUCGACGAGAUCGGUAAAUGGAAGCGAGUGGUCCCGGCCCCGAUCAAGGCAGACGUUCGAACAUUUGAAACGGACAGCACAAUCGACGAAUGGACGGAAGAAUAUAUUCAACGAGAAGGAUUCAAGCCUCUUCAGCAAGGACGACCCCUCAUCGACAUAGCCAUCUGCACCACUGCCACUGAGCAUCGCAUCCUCACCCACAUGUCUCACGCCAUCUAUGACGGAAUAUGCAUCGCACGCUUCUGGACGACCCUCAAAGACCUCUAUGAGCAUGGCCAACCCAGCAAAGUCGCCUCCUACUCGCAGUACAUGGCCCAAGCCGAAAAGGGGCGGACCCCAGCAGCAUCUCAGUACUGGAGCCAACUCCUCAAAGACGCAACCAUCACAUCGGUCGGCAACAUCUCGCCCCAAGACAAGGAAUUCGUCUGGCGCGCAGGUGUGAUCGGUCCGAAGCGCGUACGCAUUGGCAAGAACCUCUCGACAGGAACAACCUGCGCAACAGCCCUCAAAGCAGCCUGGGCCCUGACCCUCGCCCGUCAAACAAACCACAACGACGUCACCUUCGCCGACCUCGUCUCCGGCCGCGCCGAUCUCAACCCAUCCGUAACCGACGCCUUCGGAAUGUGCUCGACCCCGAUCCCCGUCCGCGUGCAACUCAACCCAUCCACAACUUACGCGGACCUCGUGCACGCCGUCCAAAAACAACAACUCGACAGCAUGCCCUUCGAAACCUUCGGAUUCAGCCAGAUCGCUCAGAACUGCACGGACUGGCCCGCCGGCUCAAAGCCCACAUCGUGGAUCAACCACGUCCCGAAGCGGAUCGCGAGUACGCUUGAGAUUGGUGGGCGGGAGUACACCAUCUCGCAGCCAAGGCAGGAAGAGCAGAAGUGGACGUUUAGUGAGACGCGUGUUUCUUGGACGCAGGAUGAGGAGAGCUUUGAGUUUACGCUGGCGUAUGCGGCGGAUAAGGUGGAUGAGAGUGUUGCGAGGAAUCUGUGUGAUGAGCUCACGCGUAACUUGGAGAAGAUUCUUACGGAGAGUGGGAGUUUGAUUGAGGUAUGA